GAUUCCUCCCGCGUGCGCCAUCCCCUUCGCUAGCAGGUGUGAGCGGCUUUCUACCGCCAGUCUCCACACAGCUCAGCAUCUUGCCGCCUCCUCCGAGCCUGAAGCUAGUGUAGACUCUGCUGGGACAUCUUGGCUCCCAGGUGCCGAUCCUAUCCUCCUCAGUGAGAAGGUCCGAGAAUCUUACAGCAGAUUUUCUCGGCACAAUGGGCUGCAAAAACUUGCUCAGCCUCGGCCAGCAGAUGCUGCGCCGGAAGGUGGUGGAUUGCAGCCGGGAGGAGAGUCGACUAUCCCGCUGCCUCAACACCUAUGACCUGAUAGCUCUUGGGGUGGGCAGCACCUUGGGCGCUGGUGUCUACGUCCUAGCCGGUGCCGUGGCCCGUGAAAAUGCUGGCCCUGCCAUCGUCAUCUCCUUCCUGAUCGCUGCUCUUGCCUCAGUGCUGGCCGGCCUGUGCUAUGGCGAGUUUGGUGCCCGAGUCCCCAAGACGGGCUCAGCCUACCUCUAUAGCUAUGUGACAGUGGGGGAGCUCUGGGCCUUCAUCACUGGCUGGAACCUGAUUCUCUCCUACAUCAUCGGUACUUCAAGCGUGGCAAGAGCCUGGAGUGCGACCUUUGACGAGCUGAUAGGCAAACCCAUUGGGGAGUUCUCACGUCAACACAUGGCCCUGAAUGUUCCUGGGGUGCUGGCCCAAACCCCAGACAUAUUUGCUGUGAUUAUAAUUAUCAUCUUAACAGGACUGUUAACUCUUGGCGUGAAAGAAUCAGCCAUGGUCAACAAGAUCUUCACCUGUAUCAAUGUCCUGGUCUUGUGCUUCAUCAUGGUGUCGGGAUUCGUGAAAGGCUCCAUUAAAUACUGGCAGCUCACGGAGAAAGAUUUCUUCUGUGGCAACAAUGACACAAACGUGAAACAUGGCGAGGGAGGGUUCAUGCCCUUUGGAUUCUCUGGUGUCCUGUCAGGGGCAGCCACCUGCUUUUAUGCCUUCGUGGGCUUUGACUGCAUUGCCACCACAGGGGAAGAAGUCAAGAACCCCCAGAAGGCCAUUCCUGUGGGCAUCGUGGCGUCCCUCCUCAUAUGCUUCAUAGCGUACUUUGGGGUGUCUGCCGCUCUCACGCUCAUGAUGCCUUACUUCUGCCUGGACGUUGACAGCCCGCUGCCUGGUGCCUUCAAGCAUAGGGGCUGGGAAGAGGCUAAGUAUGCAGUGGCCAUUGGUUCUCUCUGCGCACUUUCCACCAGUCUCCUAGGCUCCAUGUUUCCCAUGCCCCGAGUUAUCUAUGCCAUGGCUGAAGAUGGACUACUGUUUAAGUUUUUGGCCAAAAUCAAUGAUAGGACCAAAACACCAGUAAUCGCUACUGUGACCUCAGGUGCCAUUGCUGCUGUGAUGGCCUUCCUCUUUGAACUGAAGGACCUGGUGGACCUCAUGUCCAUUGGCACUCUCCUGGCUUACUCUUUGGUGGCUGCCUGUGUUUUGGUCUUACGGUACCAGCCAGAACAACCUAAUCUGGUAUACCAGAUGGCCAGAACUACCGAGCUAGAUCAAAUAGACCAGAACGAGCUGGUCAGUGCCAGUGAGUCACAAACAGGCUUUUUACCGGUAGCUGAGAAGUUUUCUCUGAAAACCAUCCUCUCACCCAAGAACGUGGAGCCAUCCAAAUUCUCAGGGCUAAUUGUGAACAUUUCAGCUGGCCUCCUAGCUGCUCUUAUCAUCACUGUGUGCAUUGUGGCUGUGCUUGGAAGAGAGGCCCUGGCCGAAGGGACGCUGUGGGCAGUCUUUGUAAUGACAGGGUCAGUCCUCCUCUGCAUGCUGGUGACAGGCAUCAUCUGGAGACAGCCUGAGAGCAAGACCAAGCUCUCAUUUAAGGUACCCUUUGUCCCCGUACUUCCUGUCUUGAGCAUCUUUGUGAACAUCUAUCUCAUGAUGCAGCUGGACCAGGGCACGUGGGUCCGGUUUGCAGUGUGGAUGCUGAUAGGCUUUGCCAUCUACUUCGGUUAUGGGAUCUGGCACAGUGAGGAAGCAUCCCUGGCUGCUGACCAGGCAAAGACUCCUGACAGCAACUUGGACCAGUGCAAAUGACGUGCAGCCCCACCCACCAGGGUGACAGCGGUUGACGGGUGCCCGUAGAGGCCCAGGACCCUCACAAUCUCUCCACUCAUGCCUCGGGAUCAGCUCACACCCCUAAAUGUCACCAAAGCUGGUUUGCAGCCUCAGCCUUGCAGCCAGCUCAUGAGAUCCUGGUCACUUCUGGACAGUUCCUUGGUUUCCUCAUCUCCCUCUGAACAAAGAAAGCAGCCCUUCCCCCUGCCAGCUGGAAGCUUUGCUGCUGCAGCCCCAGCAGAAGGGAGGCCCCCUUCUCCUCUUACUUGGGAAGCAGGCCUCCCUCCCUGGGACCACCCUGGUAUUGCUCAUGUGUACACUCCAGAGGGCUAGCGAGCAUCUCCCUGUCAGCCCAGGACAGCCUCCUGACCACAAGAUGCAAGACUAUCCCGGUGAGGAAGCAUGUCCCCCAGCAGUGCUACCCAACAGCCAAUCAACUACAGAAUACCUAAAGAGGAGAACAGGCCCGCCCGCAUCUUACUGCUUUCAGGCUCCGGUAGUAGGAUAGGGCCCCGGGUCUGCAUGGAGGCUUCUGUGCAGGACCCAGCACGGUGUGAGCCAUUCCGGUGUGAGCCGUUCAUCUCGAGCACAGAAAGAUGGGAGAUCCCUGGAAUCAUCAAUAGUAUCAAGAUGGGCUGGCCAGCUCUGCUCACUUGGACUAGGGUGACAUUCUCUAGUCUUCUAGCGGGCCUGGAUCGGCUUCUGCUGCUCUUGGCACCUCAUCCUCCCUGUCGUGAGUCACUGGGUUAUGUCACUCUCACGGGUCUUCUAAAGUUCCUCAGACAGGUGGCACUCAAUGUGGGGUGGUGACGCUUUUCUGGCCACUGAUGCAAUCUGUGUGGCCUCUUACAUCUAAGGAGUGCUGUGGAGUCCUACCCCCUGUUGCCUGCUGUGAAUCACUCCACUGGAUUAACUUGGGGCUUAAUGUUACCUUGGAAGAUAGCCAACUAAUAACUGAGUGCCAUAUCAGCUUGUGGUUCAAGAGGUGUGGCCUGCACAGGAGACAGCUUGGGGUCCUAUCGCUAUUCCUCUUGUAGCUUCGGUGCCUUUACCUGCUGCUGGUGAGAUUUCCACCCUGGCCUGGACCUUAUUCCCCGAGGAUGCCUUCUAUCCCCUCCCCCAUGCUCCUUAUCCCUCUGGGUGAGGCCCUAGGGCCUACACCUCUUCUUUUACUCUGUGUAGAUAGAAACUGCUUGAGAGUGCUGGUGGAUUCUCAGAGCCAGCAGGGCACCCUUUCCACCCCACCCCACCCCUGCCCCCCUACCAUAUUGGGGUGGGGAAGGCUAGUGUCUUAGCCUAAUGUUGAUGCUGUUUUUAAAGCCUAGCUUUCUUUCCUGUCUGGCCUUUGACCCAAGUCUGGUGGGAACAGGCUGGGUAAACUGAUGGCUCUGGCUUCCCCUCUGCUCUGGAAGGCUCUUGGGAAUGGCAAGAGUUAGUGGAACUGGACUGGCGUGUAGCCUAGUGGUAGGGCACUUGCCUAGCCUACGCAGGACCUCAGAUUCCACCCCUAGCACUGUGUAUGGAAAAUAAGGGAAAUUAGAGAAACCGCCUGGUUCCUGGGUCAGCCAGUGGAGGGCAGCUGAGCAGCCAAGAGCCAGGCAUUGUGCCAGGCCCUGACCACCACCCAGGCACUUUGUCUGCCUGAGAAAACUUCAAAAGGGAGUAUUAUAAGACCCUACAUGUUGAGUUUCUAAAGGUAUUUAAAGUUAUGUAGAUUGGUGCUGUAAAAUAUUUUGAUAAAUAUUAACUUAUUUUGUU
Molecule: messenger RNA, 3848 nt
Organism: Mastomys coucha (southern multimammate mouse)
Lineage: Eukaryota; Metazoa; Chordata; Mammalia; Rodentia; Muridae
Gene: Slc7a1
Product: solute carrier family 7 member 1
Exons: 13
Coding region: 204-2069 (621 amino acids)
Biological process (GO): amino acid transport; transmembrane transport
Cellular component (GO): plasma membrane
Molecular function (GO): amino acid transmembrane transporter activity
Source: RefSeq, a predicted model, not a curated record